CCUUUGAUGCGUCGGACGAGAACCUGGAUGCUCCGUCAGCUGACAGCAAACCUGCCGAUCAGCUGAUCAAUCAGGAGAACAGCAGAGACGGACUGAUCUCCUGGAGAACGUUUCAUCAGUACUGUAAGGCUGCUGGAGGAUACUGUGUGUGCCUCCUCAUCCUCCUCCUCUUCAUCGUGCUGAUGACAAAUGCAGCUCUGAGUUACUGGUGGCUCAGUUACUGGUUACAUCAGGGACACGGGGGCUCCAAUGUGACGUCAUCACAGCAAGGAGAUGUGACUCUGAACCCAGAGCUCCACUACUACCAGGAGAUGUUUGGCGGGAUGAUCCUCAUCCUGCUUGCCAUCUGCGUCAUCAAAUGCGUCGCCUACGACAAAGUAUCGUUCCAUGCCUCCACCACGCUGCAUAACAACCUGCUGGAGAAG
Messenger RNA from Epinephelus lanceolatus (giant grouper), 425 nucleotides. Lineage: Eukaryota; Metazoa; Chordata; Actinopteri; Perciformes; Serranidae. The record is from RefSeq and is a predicted model, not a curated record.